Molecule: messenger RNA, 4219 nt
Organism: Drosophila innubila
Lineage: Eukaryota; Metazoa; Arthropoda; Insecta; Diptera; Drosophilidae
Product: ankyrin repeat and BTB/POZ domain-containing protein 2
Exons: 6
Coding region: 1-3936 (1311 amino acids)
Molecular function (GO): protein heterodimerization activity
Source: RefSeq, a predicted model, not a curated record
AUGCCCACUCGCCACAAUUGGGAUUCGGAGCGCGUGGGCGUGGCACAUUUAGCGGGCGCACUAAGUCCACUUUGCAUAACCGAUGCCAAUCAUGAGAUACUUCGGCCAAAGCCACGCAGACCCACGGGAAAUUUGCCGCCAAACUUCGCUGGGCAGCAGCCGCCCAGUCAGAUGAGUGGAUUGCCACCAGUUCCGGUGCCGCUGCAGCCGCAGCUGCAACAGUUGCAGGCGACAGCGCCACACACGCCUCAGGCGGGCAACGCUGGACUUGCGGUGGCGAUGGCGACACCAGCGCCACGUGUCUUCAAGGAGCUGGCACAGCAGCCGAACAAGGCGCCAGUUGGCAGCAAGACGGCACUGCAUCCGGCGGUGAGCAGUCCUUUGCCACAGCAACCACAGCAGCAGCAGCCGCAGUUGGCAACGUCCGUGGCCAAGGGGGGCAUGCCACAGCGGGCGGUGCAGGGACCUGCGCGGCUGACGGUGCAGAGUACGCCGGUCAAGUCGCAGCCGCCGCAGCUGAGCGGCAGCUUGCAAAGCUCACCCAGUCGCCCGACGCUGGGGAUUCCAACAGCGACGCAGCAGCAGCAGAAACAACAACAACAACAGCAACAACAACAACAACAGGCGACGCCACGAACUCAUCAACAUGAACAGUUCCGAGCGUUGCAGCGGGUGCAGGAAUGCCACAGUUCGUCGGAUGAGAAUCGCAGCUCGGGUCAUGCCAGCAUGUCGGACACGGGUGGACAUAGUUCCUCUCCCGCAGGUGGCAUGACCUUGGGUCCGUUGCCCGAGGAUCGCUUGGCUGCCGGGGUGACCAAUCGGAGCACACGCUCGAGGCGACAUCGUGGCAUCAUGCCGGCUGGCAAGGCACCGUGGAGCGGCAGCGGGCUGGAGGACAUCAAGUUGGCCAUACAGCAGCUGACCAUGCGCUCCCAGACGAGCAGCAGCACCUACAGCAGCCUGAGUGCGGGAUCGGAGAGCUCAGAGCCGGCUAGAAGAUUGGGACGCUACUCAUCCCUGGAGACGGUGAUCACCAGCACAAGUGCCGAUGAGUUUGUCUGGGUGGAUUCGCACAAUCGGCUCGUGGAGCUGCAGCAUCCGCCUUGGAGUCAGCAGUGCAUCAUGCGCGUCCUACGCAACGGACGUUGCAAGCAGCAGGCGGAACAUGUCUCGGUCGAGGUCAUCUCUAGGCUGGGAUACCUUCUUCAGCGUGCCUUGGUGCGCAUUGCCCGGGAGAUCCAGCGUUUCUCGGCGGGAUUGGGACUCUGCUCCAAGCAGGAGGUGGCCGGUGCCUUCAAAGUGGUGCUCUGCUCCACAUUGGCCGACUCCUGCACCAAGGCGUGCCUCCGUGCCGCUGCCAUGUUCGCGGUGCCCGGCGAGAGUGCUCUCAAGCAAAGCAAAUCCGCUCGAGCCGGUCUCCAGCUGUCCGUGGGCAGCUUCUUCAGAUGGAUGACGGAUGCGAGACUCGGCAAGUUUAUUCACGAGUAUGCGGCGGUCUAUCUCUGUGCUGGCAUUGAGAAUCUUCUCGAGGAGAUCAUGCUGCAGUGCGGCAAUGGCGGCAACUCCACAGCUGCUGCCUUGGAUCAGAGCAUUGCCAGCUCCGGCGACUUUUGGGGACUGCUGCAGCCAUUUGCCCAUCUGAAUGCCGGACGCAUUGCAUCCGGCGCCUUGGCCAUGCCACGCUGGGCGAGCCCCUUCUCCUUGGCCACCUGCGUGGGCAGCAUCCGUGAGCUGAAGGAGAAGGCUCUUCGCACCCAGCAGGAGUUCCAACAUGCCGCCGCCUUGUCCAACGCGGCUCUCAGUGCCCUCUUCUAUUUCAUGCGCUGCUCCCAGCUGGAACACACGGAACUUGCGGCCCAGACCUCAACGGCUGGCCAGGCGCCACCCAACAGUGGCACCCAGAACGUCCAGGAACUGUGCUACGAGCGCGCCUAUGUGGUGCUCCCUCCGCUCGCCGAGUGGUUGCGUGUGGCAUCCGCGCAUGCCGAGCACCGCAACGGUCUCAUGAUCGACAAGGAUGACAUUCUGCAGGCUGCACGUUUGUUGCUGCCUGGCGUGGAUUGUCCGAUACGUCCGGUGGCCCACGACGAGGAGCUUCCCACCAAGAAGACGCACUUCAGCGGCAGCAGCAGCAGCUCCGUCGGCGGCGGCGGCGGCAGCGCCACAGGCACCGCCAGCAGCUGCAGUUCGCCGGCCGUGAGCAGCAUUGGCGAGGACACCUCGGAGCUGGGACGUCGUGCCACGAUCGGAGUCGCCUUCAAGCUGCUGCUCACAGGUCGUGCCGAGCUGUUGGCCCAGGCUGCCCAGCUGUUGCCUCCGACGACGAGAUAUGAUACGCAGAACAGCGCAGGAUUAACCGCCUUGAUGGUGGCCAGCAUCAGGAACGAUGAGGUGGCAUUGCAUGCUCUGCUGGAUGCGGGCUGUGAUCCCAACGUGGAAGUGCCGGCGGCGGGCAGCAGCGGCUAUCCGGCCAUUCAGCCGGACACCCAACACUGGACAGCGCUCAGCUUCGCAGCCUGUCGGGCCAACUAUGUGGCACUGAGGAUUCUGCUGGAGCGAGGUGGCAAGGUGGAGGGCGGAGCACGCAGCAGCGAGGAGAAGUGCACAUUGACACCACUGCAGCUGGCGGCGGGAACGGGAAAUCUGGAGAUGGUAGCAUUACUCCUGGCGCAUGGCGGGAAUGCGUUCCUGUCCACGCAGCAGAAGGAUACGCUGUGCUUUGCUGGAGCCGCACAGAAGGGUUGCUUCUGUGCCAUCUCUGUGGCGGCUGCCCAUGGACAUCGCUCCUGUCUGCGCAAGCUGCUUACGCAUCCCGUCUCGCCGGGCACACGGGACGUCCUCUCGCUGGAGGAGAUGCUGGCCGAGGGGGAUGUGGUGGGAGUACGCGGCACGGGAGCUGCCGCAGCCGGAGCAGGAGAGGAUCUGCUGCCGCUGCUCAACAAGACGCAGAUCAAGCGACUGCAGGAAGCCAUGUACCACAGCGCUGAGAACAAUCAUCUGGACAUAACCAUUGAGCUGCGCAAACUGGGCGUACCCUGGACUCUGCACUGUUGGAUGCACGCCUUGUCGGCGGCUCAUGAACUGCGCCUGGAUGCGGUCAUAGAUCAGCUGUUGCAGGACUUUCUCCAGGUCUGUCCGGAUGAUUACAGUGCCCAGUUUGUUAGCGAGUGUCUGCCCCUGCUCUUCAACAUCUUUCGGAAUAAGAACGAGGGUACCACUCUCCUGUUGGCGGACAUCUUUGCCACCUGCUUUGGCUGGGAGGCACUGCAUCCACUGAAGGAACAGCCGCCCAUGCAGCCGGUUCAAGGCACUCGCAUCGAUCCAAAGUUCGUCAACAAUCCGGAACUGAGCGAUGUCACCUUUCGCGUCGAGGGUAAAAUCUUUUAUGGCCACAAGAUUGUAUUGGUCACCGCAUCGCCACGUUUCCAGAGCAUGCUCAGUUCCAAGCUGAGCGAUGCCACCAGCACGCCAACUGUCCAGAUCAAUGACAUUCGUUACCACAUCUUCCAGCUGGUGAUGCAGUUCCUCUACAGCGGCGGCUGCAAUGCUCUCGAUGUCUCCCAUGCCGAUGUCCUGGAACUUAUGGCUGCCGCUAGCUUCUUUCAGCUGGAGGCUCUCUUGCGCUACACAGAGGCACGCUGCUCCGAAAUGGUCGAUGUGGACAAUGUCGUCGCCAUGUAUAUUCAUGCCAAGGUUUACAAUGCCAACAAUCUCUUGGAGUACUGCCAGAGCUUUCUGCUGCAGAAUAUGGUCGCACUCUUGACCUACGAUGAUUCCGUGAAGCGUCUGCUGUUUGCCAAGAAGAUACCAAAUCACGAUGUGCUGGCCGGGCUUUUGCAAACGUUGCAGCAGCGUUUGAAGAGUCGUAAGCCUGGAAAUGCUGGAGGACUGCUCAACUCCUAUCGAUCGCCGCCGGCGACGCCAGUGAAGAAGUAGAAUAAUAUAAUGUCCUACUUACUUAGACGUCAUAUUUAUUGCAUUGUUUUAAACGAUAAAACUUGAGCUCUGUAUUAUAACGCCUUAUCCGUAGAUACCAACAUAUAUUAUAUUUGUAUGUAAUAUGUAAUACCCUGUAGUUGUAUUUUGUACUCUCAACUUGUUCAGCGCACUGUUAAUUUAAAUGCUAGAACACGUGGAACAGAUUAGCAACCGUAUCCUGUAGUUAGUUGAAAUUGUUUCUAAAAAUAAUAAAUAUACUUAAAAAAUACUCCAAAAAAUA